AUGGCGGAUCGGCCCAAAAUGGCAUCUUUGGCCGCUUUGGCCAGCACCGGCGCCAGCAGCUCCAACAGCGCGCUGGUCGAGUGGGCCCGCACCCAAUGGCGCAAAGGACGUGGGUUGAUGCAGGUGGCGCCUGGGAUCUACUUGAGCAACAAGCAGGCAGCUGCUGAUGCUGAACUCCUUGCCCGCAACGGCAUCACAGCCGUUUGUGCCAUCGGCGCGAGGCCCCAUGGCCACCCUGGUCUCGUCUACCACCACGUCAGAGUUGAGGAUGAUGGAGACAGCUCCAUGCUGCCCUUCUUGGAGGCCAGCUGCGACUUCAUCCAUACGCAAGCCAGCCGGGGGGCUGUGCUGGUCCACUGCAAGGGUGGCAUCAAUCGCUCUGCUUCUCUCCUGGUGGCGUAUCUCAUGAAAUACGAGAGCCUGACGCCUGCUGAAGCGUUCGAGGUGUGCAGCCUGGCGCAGCCGGCUGCGCGCUGCCCGGAGAACUUCCAGCGUGAUCUCAAGGCCUGGGCUCAGUUGGCCAAGCAGCAGGAGGCGGUCGUGGAGGACAACGAUGCCGAAGGCGGCGGUGGUAGUGACAGUGAACAGAUGCAAAGCCUUGGGUCUCAGGAUUUGCGCGUCUAG
This is a messenger RNA of Symbiodinium natans, 624 nucleotides long. The record is from the annotation of a GenBank genome assembly. Lineage: Eukaryota; Dinophyceae; Suessiales; Symbiodiniaceae.